This is a messenger RNA of Trichosporon asahii var. asahii CBS 2479, 4380 nucleotides long. RefSeq names its product nucleoporin nsp1. Bases 1 to 4380 code for a protein of 1459 amino acids. The record is from RefSeq and is a predicted model, not a curated record. The transcript has a single exon. NCBI's taxonomy places the organism in Eukaryota, Fungi, Basidiomycota, Tremellomycetes, Trichosporonales, Trichosporonaceae.
AUGAGCGAGUACCGCACUCUCCCCGGUGCUGUGCGCUCGCCCAGGAAGCAGCGCGACAAUUUGCUCCCUUACGCGCGCCCGCCCACGACCCCGAAUGCGAAUGGCCCCACCCUCCGUCGCUCGACAUCGAUGCUGGGAGGUCUCAAGUCCCUCUUCUCCCGCCCGCUGAACUGGAUCUCAACGCCUAACAAGCAGGCAGAGCAGGAUGUCGAGGCUGAUGCGGCCCGUGAGCGUCCAGCCCUCGCCGCUGGGUUGUCACCGCCCCAAGGUUCCAAGAACAAGCGUGGGGCCUCACCCGAGUCUCCCUCCGACGGCCGCAACACCAAGCGCUCACGCAAGGCCAGCCCGGAGAAGCCGGUUAGGAGACGGCAAUCCCUAGGCAACCUGUAUGCCUCGUCGACGUCGACCUGGACGCCUGCUCGGGGACCGUAUGAGCCUGCUUCCUCUAAAGCUCUUCCGUCCCUUACCCCGGGAUCGCUCCGCAAAGCUAAUCGCAUGAGCUUAGCUGCUCCUCCGUCCGCAUACCUCGACCCGCCUCGCUCGAUGCUCGCACCCUCUUCACCCAGUGUGCGUGGUACGCCUCGUCGCUCCGACUUUGCCCCGUGGGAUGCGGACCGGGAACGCGAGCACUCGGCCCUCGCCCGUUCCGACCUGGCCCACUUCGGCGAGUCCGCCGGCCCUGGAACCGCGCGCGCUGCCAGCCUUCGGUCACACACUCCUCGUCGGUCCGACGCGAUGAUGUUUUCAAACUCGCCGUUCCGUGCGGGCUCGGGCUUCUCGCGCUCGACGACGGCUGUGAACCUGUCCAGCAUUGCCGGUGACGACCGCAUGGAGCGUGAGGGGACCGCCCAGUCGGAUGUGUCGAUGCGCACUGGUUCCUUGCGCGGUUCGUCGCGCCUCCGUCAGCGUGCUAGUAUGCACUUUGACGAGUUCGGCAGCAUCCCUGAGUCGUCCGAGGCGGCGCACGGCGGCACUCUCGACUGGAUGACCUCUCCGCGGGCCUCGACGUACUCGCGGUUAUCGCACGCUCGCUCGCACGGCUCCCUCGGCCAGUCCCAGCGCCAGCAGCCCACUCCCAUCCGCCGAGGGCAGAUGGUGUUCGACGCUGAGCGUGGAUUCAUCCGCGAGUCUGAUCUGGAAGCUGAGAAGCCAAAGCCUGUUGCUCAGAACGAGGCUGAGCGGAUCUUGUUCCACCUCGAGGCGCUCCGAAAGCCGACCAAGAUCGAGAAGAAGACGCCCGCCCCUUCGACUGGUCUGCCCCCGAGCCUCAUUGGCAGUUCCAGCCGCCAGCUCCGCAAGGCCAUCUCCGUUCCGCUCGCGACUCAGGCAGACAAGGAGAAGACGAAGAAGAAGCACGGCUCCGAGUGGCUCGCCGACAAGGCCAUCUCGGCGAUGAUCUCGCCGUACGGCCGUCGCCGCGCCGUUGAUGAACUCGCACGCAGCCAACGCAGGGAGCUCGCCGCGUCGCGUCGCGCUGAGGCUGAGUCUGCCUCGGAUGUUUCGGACAUGGAGGUCGACAACCACAGCAAGGCGAGCUCCCGCAGCCGCCGGAGCACCCGCUCUCGCUCCAAGAGCUCGUACGCCAGUGACGACAUGAGUGUCGACGAGCCGCGCCAGAAGCUUCGCCGCUCAGCCCGCCACGCCAAGUCGCCCGACCAGGAGGAGACGACGCCGAAGGCGACCCGCCGCUCGACCCGUCUCCGCGCUUCGCAGGCCAAGUCUCCCGAACCUACACCUCGUCGAUCGACCCGCAAAAAGGCAGCUGCGUCGCCCGAGCCUGAGCCGGAGCAGGUCAAGACGCCAACGAAGGCCAAGGCCGAUGUGCCUACCGUCGUCACUAUCGCCCCGUCGCCCAGCAGCAACUCUUCCUCCACCUACCAGGUCCGCGAUGACUCUGAACCCCGUCCGCGUAGCUCGCUGCGUGCCGGUCCCGAGCGCAAGACGCGCGCCCACCAGGGUGCGGCCAGCUACUCUUCGUCUCGCGCGACUAGCCCCGGUACGGGCAGCGGCCGCUUCUCGGCCCGCGACGAAGACCUUCCCCAGAUGGACGAGCUUGAGAACGCCAAGAUUCCGCUUGCGUCGUUCAAGAACUUCUCGAUCCCGAUGUUCGGCAAUGAUGCUAAGAAGGACGAGCCUAAGGAGAGCACGACGCCGGCAGCGCCGUCGGAGCCGCAGCUCAGCUCGCGCCUCAGCGUUCCCUCCUCGUCGCAGUCGACCCAGCAGCGCAAUGCCCAGCUGAGCUCGCUUGGCAACCGCCUCAACGGUCUGCAGUCUCGUCCUCGUGCUUCUUCGCCCCUUGCGAACAAUUCUAUCGUCGCCGAGGUGUCCAGCCCCGAGACAACUCCCAAGAAGGACUCGGCUCCCGCCCCGAUCACCUCGGCGCCCAAGUCGCCGCCUCCCUCGACCGGCUUCUUCUCCCUCUCUGGUGCUGCUUCGGGCACGAGCAGCUCGUCGCUCACUCCUACUGGCUCGACGACGCCAGCGGGCAAGCCUCCUGCCAGCAACUUCUUCUCGAAGCCCGCUACGAGCACUACGACUCCUGCUCCGGAGUCUACGGCGCCCAAGGCGGCCGAUGGCGGCGUGCCCAACUUCUUUGGCGGUUCCAAGCCCACCUCCGGUGCUUCGACCCCUCCGCCCAAGCUCGACUUUGGCAUCAAGCCUGCCGAGACUGGACCGCCGGUGGUUAGCAACCUCUUCAGCGGAUCCAAUGGCGAUGCCUUGAAGCCCACGGAAGGCUCCAAGGCGCCCUUCAGCUUUGGUUCCACUACCUCUGUUGCGGAAAAUUCUGCCGAGACGCCCAAGCCCGCGUUCAACUUCGGUGCGCCCGCUGCCGACAAGCCUGCUGAAGCGCCCAAGGUUUCUGGUGGCUUCUCGUUUGGUAGCUGUUCCGCUGCACCUGCAGCCGACAAGCCAACUGAAGCCCCGAAGCCUGCGUUCAGCUUUGGCACGCCCUCUGCCUCGCCCGCGCCUGCCGCUGACAAGCCUGCCGAGACCAAGGCGCCCUUCAGCUUUGGUUCUGGCAGCUCGACACCUGCCGCCUCUACCCCGGCCGCUGGCGACAAGCCAGCGUUCAGCUUUGGCGCCCCCGCUACCUCGACUGACAAGCCUGCUGCCGAGAAGCCUGCGUUCUCGUUCGGUUCGGCGUCGUCCACCCCGGCUCCGUCUACGGACAAGCCUGCUUUCAGCUUCGGUGCCUCGUCGUCUCCUGCCCCUUCGGGAGGCAGCAGUUUCGGCUCUGCUGCUCCUGCGACUGACAAGCCGGCGUUCUCGUUUGGCUCGUCGACCACGACCACCGAUACUGCUAAGCCUGAGGAGAAGAAGGACAAGCCUGCCUUCAGCUUUGGCUCGAGCUCGGCGGCCCCAGCCUCGUCUGGCUUUGGCUCCUCCAACGGCUCGACCGCCCCUGCUGCUGACAAGCCCGCGUUUAGCUUCGGUUCGUCUUCUGCCAGCCCUGCGCCCGCGGCAGCUGCGCCCUCGUCUGGUGGCUUCUCCUUUGGCUCCAGCAGCGCUGCCAAGCCCGCCGAGGCCGCUAAGCCAUUCAGCUUUGGCUCGUCCAACGCUCCCCCCACGAGCACGCCGAGCGUGAACGGUGGUGACAAGCCGUUCAGCUUCGGUGCGCCGUCGACCCCUGCUGCUCCUGCCUCAGGCUCUGCCCCUGCAUCUGGAGGAUUCUCUUUCGGCUCGUCGAACUCGACGCCGAGCAACACCUUUGGCGCCGGCUCCACCUCGAACACCUUUGGCAGCACCAACAAUGCGGCCGCGCCCUCCACGCCGUCGUUCACUUUUGGUGCGUCGUCCAGCACACCUGCCAACGCGAAUGCGGGCUCCAGCGGGUUCGGCACUGCCGGCGCGUCCUCUUCAACUCCCGGCGGUUCUGGCUCGUUCACCUUUGGCGCCGGCUCUGGGUUCGGCAGCACGAACAAUGCCUCCUCGUCCGCCGCCGGCGGAAGCGGAUUCGGCUCCGGCCCCGGCUUCGGCGGUUCGAGCAACAACAGUCCCUCCACGGGCGCGACCAGCGGGUUCGGUUCUGGUGGUGGUUUCGGCUCUGGAACCGGGUUCGGCUCCUCGACCACCACUCCCGCCGCGCCCGCCGCGUCGUCCACGCCGAGCUUCACCUUUGGCGCAGCGCAGCCCUCGCAGCCCUCCACGCCGACGGGCGGCUUCGCCUUUGGCUCGGCCAACAGCUCUGGCAAUGCUGGAAGCGGCACAUUCCAGUUUGGCGCGGGCAGCUCCACCGCCGCGCCCAGAUUCGGUUCGCCUGCUCCCGACGCUGGCGCCGCCGGAGGCUUCAGCAUGGGUGUCAAUGCCGCGGAGCAGGCGCCCGGCUCUCCCGGCGCGAGGAAGAUCAAGCCGCUCAGGAGGGGCGCGAAGCGCGCGUAA